AUGUACCGAUUAGAAGCUAAUAUCCACUGUCAGAUAAACCAGAUUACUUCUAACCGUGCAAACGCAGACAAGAUCCUUGGGGUCUCGCCCAAUGCAACACAGCAACAGAUCCGCGAAGCGUACAAAAGGGCAUCUCUAAAGUCGCAUCCUGACCGUGUCCCCGUCGACUCGCCCGAGCGACCCGCUCGCACUCGGGAAUUCCAGCGCAUCAACGAUGCCUACUACACGCUCUCGGACCCAGGCCGACGGCGCGAGUAUGACAGAGCCCGUCAAGAACACUUCCGAGAUGGAGGCGACACAACCGCAGAAGAAAAAGAAGAGGACGUCCCACGACGCGGUGGCGCGGGGGGCUUUCCCUGGUCGACAUUCGGCUUUGGAGGCCCUUCGGAGCGCGACCGCCAGAACCGCGACUCGCAGCAGUUCGGGUCGGUAUUCGAAGAGAUGCUGCGGGACGAGGGCCUGGCAGCGACAAGCGAGGAGGAAGAGGCCGAUGGGCAGGACAGGAGAAGACGCACCACGCCGACGCAGCGGUUCUGGUCCAUCGUCGGGGGCAUCAGCGGCGGCGCGCUGGGGUUCAUCGUCGCCAACGUCCCCGGUGCGCUGGCCGGGGCUGUCGCAGGCAACAGGCUGGGGGCGAUUCGCGAUGCCAGGGGGAAGAGUGUCUAUGACGUGUUCCUGGAACUGCCGCAGUCGGAUAAAGCAAGGCUGCUGAGUGAGCUGGCUGCCAGGGUGUUGCAGACGACUUUGAAUCAGUGA
Messenger RNA from Rasamsonia emersonii CBS 393.64, 756 nucleotides. RefSeq names its product DnaJ chaperone (Caj1). The record is from RefSeq and is a predicted model, not a curated record. The coding region runs from base 1 to 756 and encodes 251 amino acids. NCBI's taxonomy places the organism in Eukaryota, Fungi, Ascomycota, Eurotiomycetes, Eurotiales, Trichocomaceae. The transcript has 3 exons.